AUGACAGCGGCACAGGCUGCGCAGCAUCAUUUGGGUUUAGGGUUUAGGGUUGGGAUUAUUGCUGUUGCUCUUGCCCUCGCCAAAGGCGAUGGGCCUCUUGUGACUACGACCACGACCACCACGAAAGAUCCCUACAUUGGCGGCUGCAACCCGUUCAAUGCCUCUUACAAUCUCUUCACAAUCACGCUCGCGGGACCCAUCCAAGCAAGCUGCUUCUCGAGCUGGAGACUGCACGAGGUGGAGAUGUUUGAACACGGCGGUUUCAAGUUGUACAAUACUUAUUAUCAUAUCCCUUCCAGAGGGAUCCGAAGUUACUCAGUAAGCGAAGUGAUUGAUGGCGACUCGAACACCUUUGUGAACUUGAACUCUGAUGUGGGCAUUGGCUGUAACUGCUGGAACAGCGACAAGAUUGGCUCCGUAGGCCUCAGGACCAUCAAGCAAAGGUAUUCGGUCGCUCGCAUAAAGCUGACCCAAGGUGGUGAUAGCAACUACUCCGUGUCGCGGAUGAAAAUCCAGUGCGGGAACCGUUAUACGAGUUCGUGUACGAUGAGAACCCGAUGUUCGUAG
Messenger RNA from Symbiodinium sp. CCMP2456, 567 nucleotides. The record is from the annotation of a GenBank genome assembly. Lineage: Eukaryota; Dinophyceae; Suessiales; Symbiodiniaceae.